CGCUGAAGAUAUUCUUCUUUCACAAAUUUAUUUCCCUCUUCUUGUGAAAUACCUUUGAGUCUUGAAUGGUAGAGAUUUGUUGUUCCUUCAUGCACUUCCUUCCUUUCCUUCCUCAGAGGACUUCUGCGCGUGCCCUUCACGUGCUGUCCUCCUCCUUCUCCUCUUCCUCCACCACCUUUGGUUCCUGCAAACAGGCUUGGUACCAUCGCUGCCUUGGCCUUGACCCCCUAAACACUUAAUCUCUCUCUAUCUCUCUCUAUCUCUCUCUCUCUCUCUCUCUCUCUGAAAGUUCAUUUGUGUUGUGCUGUGUGUCUCUUGUUUGGGUUGAUUUCACUUAGGUGUUUGGAAAAACAGAAAAAAGCAACCAAAAAAAAAAUCAGAAAGAAAGAAUGCUGAAGAGGAGGAAUGUUUUAGAGAGAACUACGUUACAGCAGAAGCAUAAGAAGAUCAACAAUAAUGAAGUUCACAGCGUGAAGAAAAACAGGUUUUUGAUCACAGUGAAUGUUGUUGGAAGCGCAGGGCCAAUAAGGUUUGUGGUGAAUGAAGAUGACCUUGUUGCUGGGGUCAUCGACACUGCUCUCAAGUCCUAUGCUCGUGAAGGCCGCCUACCACUUCUUGGUUCCGAUGUCAAGGAUUUCCUUCUCUACUGCGCUAACGCAGGAUCUGACGCCUUAAGUCCAUGGGAAAGUAUAGGAUCUCAUGGGGGAAGGAAUUUUGUGCUGAGCAAGAAGCAGAGGGCAGUGCAGAAUGUUGCAGAGAGAAAGCCAGAGAUGACAGCUCCAAAGGGAUCAGUUAGUAGCUGGAAGGCAUGGCUCAACAAAUCAUUUCCUUUCAAGAUAUCAUCUCACUGAGGCUACUGAAUCUUCUCAUACCAUAAUCUGAUGUUUCAAUCAAGUCUCUCAGACGAUUGAAAUUAUUAAAGGUUUUAUGUUAUAUUCUCUGCUGCCAACCGU
This is a messenger RNA of Prunus mume (Japanese apricot), 953 nucleotides long. RefSeq lists its product as uncharacterized. The record is from RefSeq and is a predicted model, not a curated record. Lineage: Eukaryota; Viridiplantae; Streptophyta; Magnoliopsida; Rosales; Rosaceae.